UCCCAGGCAGUUUCAGUGCUGGAGUCUGGGGGAAGGGAAAGUAAGAAGAAAAGAAGAAAGUCCCAGCCUCCUUCCUCCCAUGCACGUCUUAGAGGAUCAGCACUGCUCACCACACCAAGAAGCAAGAGGAAAUUCAGAGCAAGAAGAAUAAUUGAGACAAGGGAUUUAUACAACCAGCUAUGUACCUGUUUCAUACAUGGAGAAGCCACAAAGUUCACUGGGCAAAACUAUGGAGCUGCCUAAACAUUUGGCUAGUUUUAUGCUUGUUUUCAAAAACCUGUGUAUCAAAUCCUUCAAAACCCAAUUUUUUACUGAUACUGGCUGAUGAUCUUGGUAUUGGAGAUGUGGGUUGCUAUGGCAAUGAUACAAUAAGAACCCCUAACAUUGAUGGCCUGGCAAAGGAAGGAGUGAGACUUACUCAGCACAUUGCUGCGGCUGCUGUUUGUACUCCGAGCAGAGCAGCUUUCCUGACUGGCAGAUACCCCAUCAGAUCAGGCAUGGCAUCCAGCACUCAGCAGCGGAUUCUCUUUUGGAAUGGAUGUUCUGGUGGGCUCCCACCAAACGAAACUACUUUUGCCAAAAUACUGCUCCAGCAAGGUUAUUCUACAGCACUUGUAGGGAAGUGGCAUAUGGGUGUGAACUGCAAAUCCCGCCUUGAUCACUGCCACCAUCCCUUAAAUCAUGGCUUUGAUUAUUUUUAUGGCAUGCCUUCUACCCUUUUGAAUGAGUGUCAAGGAACAGAUGACCCUGAACUGGCCAAGUCUUUGCAAGAUACAUAUUGGCUUUACACACAGAUGAUCAUCUUUUCAGUGCUUACUCUUAUGAUUGGAAAGAUUACCAAUUUAUUCUCAUUAAAAUGGAAAAUAAUUAUAUGCCUGGCCAUCUGUGGUCUCCUGUAUUUCAUCGCCUGGUUCUCCAGCUAUGGGUUCACCAAAUACUGGAACUGCAUCCUGAUGAGAAACUACAAUAUCACUGAACAACCAAUGAAUCUAGAAAAAACUACUUCUAAUAUGCUGAAGGAGGCAGCUUCAUUCAUCAAAAGGAACAAGCAUAGACCAUUUCUUCUCUUUGUUUCCCUUUUACAUGUCCACACACCACUCAUUACCACAGAGAAGUUUCUGGGUAGAAGCAGACAUGGUCUAUACGGAGAUAAUGUAGAGGAGAUGGACUGGGUGGUAGGCAGGGUACUGGAUGUUGUUGACAAAGAAGGCUUGAAGAACAGCACAUUCGUUUAUUUUGCAUCUGAUCAUGGAGGAUCCUUAGAGGCUCACAGAGGAAAUGUUCAAUUGGGUGGCUGGAAUGGGAUCUAUAAAGGUGGAAAAGGAAUGGGAGGUUGGGAAGGAGGGAUCCGUGUCCCAGGAAUAAUUAGAUGGCCAGGAGUGUUGCCUGCAGGGAAAGUUAUUGAUGAAAUGACAAGCCUUAUGGACAUUUUCCCAACAGUGGUUCACCUUGCUGGAGGGGCAGUGCCUCAAGACAGGGUAAUCGACGGGCGCACCUUACUGCCUUUACUGCAGGGGACAGUUCUGCAUUCCGGCCAUGAGUUCAUGUUUCACUACUGUGGUGUGUUUCUGCAUGCAGUGCGGUGGCACCAAAAGGACAGUGGCACCAUAUGGAAAGCUCAUUAUGCUACUCCAGUAUUCCAACCAGAAGCCUCUGGGGCCUGUUUUGGAAGAGGAAUUUGCCCGUGUUUUGGAGAUGGCGUAACCCAUCAUGACCCUCCACUACUGUUUGAUCUCUCUCAAGAUCCUUCUGAGGCAAAUCCUCUAUCGACCGACACUGAGCCCUUGUUCAACACUGUAACAAGGAGAAUAAGAAAAGCUGUAGAAGAGCAUCGCAAGACACUGACUCCAGUCCCAGAACAGCUGUCUCCUUACAGUAAUAUAUGGAAGCCGUGGCUGCAGCCUUGCUGUGGCACAUUCCCCUUCUGUUGGUGUGAUGAAGAAAACAACAAAGCAGAUGGCACACUUUAAUACCAAAAUCAAGGUUAGUUAGCUUUAAAGAAGCUGAUAGUUUUCACAUUCACGUGACUACAGUCAUACAGACAUAUGGGUCAAAUUACACUGGCGUAACUGAAGGGGACAUUAUUGAGGCUUUUUAUUUAACUUUUUCUCUUUCCCACAGAAAUUUAGUAAGCCGUUAGUUUAAAAUAAAAAUGCUCCAUAUUCCACCGAUGGGUCACCUGUAAAAUCUGUCCCUCGAGUGCACAAUUCUGGAUCAAAAAUCCCAAUAAAUGAAACAAAACUUCCUUCUUCACUGAUUUUCAAUUCAAUUAAAUUAUGAAUUAUAAGAAUAGAGGUGGUUUUAGAGGAGAUGUGUUUGCUAAGGCACCAGGACUGAGCCAAAGAGGGCAUCUCUAGUCAGGUCUUAUCUUUUUAUUGAAAAAAACUGUCUUGUGUUUUAAUGCACAAUUAUAUACUUAAUUUGGAAACAUACCAAAACACAUUGUCUUCUAAGAAAUAAACACCUACUAAUUUACAGCA
Cuculus canorus (common cuckoo) is the source of this 2480-nucleotide messenger RNA. RefSeq names its product arylsulfatase D. Gene Ontology annotation, molecular function: arylsulfatase activity. The record is from RefSeq and is a predicted model, not a curated record. The coding region runs from base 180 to 1970 and encodes 596 amino acids. The transcript is spliced from 11 exons. Lineage: Eukaryota; Metazoa; Chordata; Aves; Cuculiformes; Cuculidae.